Lucilia cuprina (Australian sheep blowfly) is the source of this 694-nucleotide messenger RNA. Its product is annotated as short stature homeobox protein 2-like. The record is from RefSeq and is a predicted model, not a curated record. The transcript has 3 exons. Gene Ontology annotation, biological process: regulation of transcription by RNA polymerase II. Gene Ontology annotation, molecular function: DNA-binding transcription factor activity, RNA polymerase II-specific; sequence-specific double-stranded DNA binding. The coding region runs from base 94 to 534 and encodes 146 amino acids. Gene Ontology annotation, cellular component: nucleus. NCBI's taxonomy places the organism in Eukaryota, Metazoa, Arthropoda, Insecta, Diptera, Calliphoridae.
AUACAUACAUGCAUACAUACGUAUACGAGCCUUGGCACUACAAAUACUAUAUAAGUAUACAAGGGUGUACUUUGUGUAAUAAAUUAAAAAUGAAUGUUAAAUCGACAAAGUCCAACCAUUUCCACCCCACUAGAACCAUGUAGAAUUGCUCCAUAUGUAAACCUUGCAACAAUACGAAGCGUUGGCAAUACAGGAGGACACUGCGCUGGUUUUAAAAACACAAUUAUAAGUACAGGGGAAAACGCCGAAAAUACAAAUGAAGAAGUUUCAUCAAGUUUUCUACUACGUCAAGUUUCUGGAAAAACUACGAUUUCAGCUUUUGAUCCAGCUAUUUUAACGGCCACUGCUCACAAGUAUGCAACUGUUAUGGGAAAUGUAAAUACACCAACAAAUAUAUUUACAAUAACACAAUAUCCUAUAAACCUUGCCGCUAUUGCUGCAGCUCAAAGUAAAAAUUCUAGUAUUGCAGAUUUACGCAUGAAAGCUAAACGGCAUGCCGAAUCACUUGGGCUCGAUGCAAUUGAUGAAGAUUAACAUUCAACGGAUCCUCGAGUCAACUGAUAUGAUCCCUGAACCACUACGAAGAUAUUUAAUUAAACAUAUGUUCAUACUUUAAGUGCUCAUGUUAAUAUUUUUAUUUUCUUUCAAUAAAUAAAGAAGUCGCAAUAAAACAAUUAUAUACAUAUACAUAUGU